Messenger RNA from Octopus sinensis (East Asian common octopus), 525 nucleotides. RefSeq names its product protein ZBED8-like. Bases 1 to 525 code for a protein of 174 amino acids. The record is from RefSeq and is a predicted model, not a curated record. The transcript has a single exon. Lineage: Eukaryota; Metazoa; Mollusca; Cephalopoda; Octopoda; Octopodidae.
AUGCAAGAGUUGAAGCAUCCUUUCGAGUUGCUCAUAUCCUUGGAUCUGCUGGAACCUUUUUCAGACGGCGAACUUGUGAAAAGAUGUAUCAUGGAAUCAGUUAAAUGCAUUCAGCGCCGACAGUUUCAUAUUGCCGAGCAUCUUAAUCUAUCACUCCUACAAAAAUUAAAUUCUCAAACUACGUUAUUUUCACUUACCAUUGAUGAGUCGAAUGAUAUAUGUGAUUCUGCUCAGCUGAUCAUAUUUAUUCGUACUCUAUCCUUCGAUUUUGAAAUACAUAAGGAUUUUCUAUCCAUGAAGUCACUACCUGGAAAUGUACGGAGUCAAGAUAUAUUUGAAAUAGUUGAACAAUGUUGUUUGGAAUUCAAAUUGGACAUGACAUGUCUAAGAGGAAUAUGCACAGAUGGCGCACCAGCAAUGUUGGGUAGAAAACAAGGAUUUGUUGCACGCCUAACUGAAUAUGUCUCAGAAGAGUAUAACAAUAAAUCAGUUUUUUUAAGAAAAAGAGUUCUUCAAAAUAGCUAA